Monoraphidium neglectum is the source of this 423-nucleotide messenger RNA. Its product is annotated as aarF domain-containing kinase. The transcript has 3 exons. Bases 1 to 423 code for a protein of 140 amino acids. The record is from RefSeq and is a predicted model, not a curated record. NCBI's taxonomy places the organism in Eukaryota, Viridiplantae, Chlorophyta, Chlorophyceae, Sphaeropleales, Selenastraceae.
AUGGACGAGCUCGUCAAGUCGAUAGACGCGCUCUCCAGGGAGCAGCUCACUCUGCUGGUGACAUCACUGGGGCUCUCCCGCGCCCGCGUGCCGGUCCUGCUGCCGGGCGCGGCGGUGGCCAGCCUGCCCCUGGCGCCCACCGUCUCGGAGGAGGACAGACGGGUGGUGGAGAACCUGGUCAAGAUCGUCAACUUCCUUACGAAGGGCGGCGACGGCAGCAACGGCAGCAGCAGCAACGGCAGCAGCGGCGCCGGCGCGGGCCGGCCGUUUGGCGCGGGCGGCGGCGAGGUGGUGGCGGAGCUGCUGCCCUACCUGCCUGCGGUGGCGAGAGAGGUCCUGCCGCAGCUGGGGACGCAGCUGGUCGGCAGGAUCUCUGCGCGCUUCGUGAGGGAGCUGUUUGUGCCGGCGCCGGCGCGGCGGUGA